Messenger RNA from Sorghum bicolor (sorghum), 1157 nucleotides. Its product is annotated as vacuolar protein sorting-associated protein 29. The coding region runs from base 259 to 825 and encodes 188 amino acids. Gene Ontology annotation, biological process: retrograde transport, endosome to Golgi; intracellular protein transport. The record is from RefSeq and is a predicted model, not a curated record. Gene Ontology annotation, cellular component: endosome; retromer complex. The transcript is spliced from 3 exons. Lineage: Eukaryota; Viridiplantae; Streptophyta; Magnoliopsida; Poales; Poaceae.
UGCCCCUCUCUUCCCCUUCUGUCGCGCUCGCGCAUCUGAAGCAAGGGGCAAGAAAGAGGGAUCGAUCUUGUUCGCGGAGAAGAGGAGGGGUGAGGUGCUUGACGGUUUUGACUCGGAUCAUGGUGUGCAGCUCUACCCGAUAGAGAGAGCUGACCUGAGGUGGGAGACGCGGGUCGCGCGGGGGUGGAGGCACAGCUCAGUAGGAGAUCAGGAGGAAGGAGAGAGAGGGGAGGGGGAAGGAGGCGACAGCGGGGGAGGAUGGUGCUCGUGCUUGCGCUGGGGGAUCUGCACAUCCCGCACCGGGCGCCCGACCUGCCCGCCAAAUUCAAGUCCAUGCUCGUGCCCGGCAAGAUCCAACACAUCAUCUGCACUGGCAACCUCUGCAUCAAGGAAGUCCAUGACUACCUGAAAAGCCUUUGCCCUGAUCUCCACAUUACCAGAGGUGAAUAUGAUGAGGAUGCUCGAUACCCAGAGACUAAGACACUGACAAUUGGUCAGUUUAAGCUUGGGCUGUGCCAUGGUCAUCAGGUUGUUCCGUGGGGCGACCUGGACUCCCUGGCGAUGCUCCAGCGGCAGCUGGAUGUGGACAUCCUGGUGACUGGGCACACCCACCAGUUCAAGGCAUAUAAGCACGAGGGAGGUGUGGUGAUCAACCCUGGCUCUGCUACGGGCGCCUACAGCAGCAUCACGUACGACGUGAACCCAAGCUUCGUGCUGAUGGACAUCGACGGGCUCCGCGUGGUGGUGUACGUCUACGAGCUGAUUGACGGCGAGGUGAAGGUGGACAAGAUCGACUUCAAGAAGACAGCGACGAUGCACGCCUAGCCCUGUUUUUGCACGGCGUGAUUGAGUUCAACACAUAUCUAGCUUCUGUUUCUUCUCUCCUCUUCUUGAUUCAGAGCUCCCUGGACACUGUCUUUCUACCAAUUGUGCUCACCUGUUCAUGUGCAAAGAACUCUUUAGUGUGUGUUUUUUUACACAUUAGCUGAUCAAAUUAUGAGGGUGUGAUGUUAAAUGUCAAGUAAUUUUACAUGUGCAAAGAACUCGUUAGUAUUUGGUCGUGCUUUAAGCAAGAACGGGUGAGCCUAAAUUUACGUUUAUAUAAAGUGUAGAUAGAUGAAAUGAUUGCAAGAUAGAUUUGGUUGCUGUUUGAUCCA